UUUCUAACAGUAUUUCAGUGUGUUACAUGUGUGGCCUGAUGAAUGAACAUCAGUCUCAUGAGUCAAACGCUGCAAAACAUAAACUAGAAUAUUUUUACUGCAUUCUGUACCAUGUUGGUAGUUUCUGAAUGUAGUCGUCUUAUCAAGGAAAAGCAGAGCUUGAAAGAGGAGAAACUUCCUCACGCUGGGUGUGGGCAGCAGAGGUCUGGCCUUGAACACAGUGUGGGAGGGGCUUAGCCACAUAUGAAUAACGGUGCAGAUAUUUGAUGCCUAAUUUGGUUUUCUGGGCGGGGCUCUUCUCCGUGGACCCUCUCUAGAGCAGCCAAGGGGGUGAGGAUUUACAGUCUGGGCUUUGCUUCCACUGCACAUCUUGAGAAGAAAGAACAGCUGGAGCCAAGUUUCAGAAGGUAAGGAGGAGGCUGCUGAUAAAAGGAGACUUGUGAGUUGAUCUGCUCUAAUACAACAGAUCUCACCAUGGCCAUAGUCCUGCAUUCCAGCCCUCUACUAUGGACACGGCUCGCAGCCCUGGCUUUCUCGUGUGUGGCCUUCUCCGUGGCCAUACACGGUGGCAGAGUUGCACACGGAACAGGAAACUGGUGCAUCUUCUGCUGGGCCUUCAGCUUCGCCGGCACGCUGCUCGUCCUCCUUGUGGAGUUGUUUGGCCUCCAGAGCAGAGCCCUCGUUUCAUGGAAGAACUUCCCAAUCACGUUUGCCUGCUACGCCGCUCUUCUGUGUUUGUCCGCCUCCAUCAUCUUCCCUCUUUACUACCUCAAAGACUCCCACGGGCCCAGUGAAAUGCGGGACUUCCGCAUAGUGUCAACCGUCUUCUCCUGCCUGGCCACCAUCGCCUACAUGACCGAGGUGAGCAUCAGCAAGGCGCGUCCCGGCGAGGUAGCCGGCUACAUGGCCACAGCUCCUGGACUCCUGAAAGUCUGCCAGACCUUUUUGGCUUGCAUCAUCUUUGUUUUUGUCACCGAUCCCGUGUUGUACGACCGCCACGAUUCUUUGAAGUACUGCAUGUCCGUCUACUGCAUCUGCUUCAUCCUGUCGGCCGGCAUCAUCCUGCUGUGCGUUGGAGAGCUGACGGGCUACCUCCCCUUCCCUUUCGCUCGCUUCUUGUCAGCCUACGCCCUGCUGGCUGUGGUCCUUUAUUUGUCCGCAACCAUCAUCUGGCCCAUCUUCAACUUUGACCCGAAGCAUGGAGGACAAAAGCAGAGGCCGUCCAACUGCAAUACAAGCUUUGGGUUGUGUGUGUGGGAUAAGACGGUGGCGGUGGCUGUGCUCACCACGGUCAACUUCAUCCUCUACCUGGCUGACCUCAUCUACUCCACUCGCCUGGUGUUUGUCAGCGCUUGAGGGUACGGCAAGGGCUACCGGCACUGUGCUCCACACAAAAUUGAAUUUGGCCUUUUUUCUGAAAGCUGUAAAACUGCUGUUAAAUAUUGUGCUGGCUGGUAUUGGUGGGGUCCAAACGCUUGCACCGGUUCAGAACAGUAACAAUGAGUGACUGGAAAUCACAAUGAAGGUUAAAAUAUUUGGUUCAAAAUUAAGUUUUAGACUCUUAAGUGCCUCCAAAUAGCUUUUUAUAAUGCCAAAUUUAAUUUUUUAUGAAGUAUAGUGCAAUGCUUUGGGAUAAAAUUGAAGUCAAGUGUUGUUUAUGUAUAAAACAACAAAUCUCAAAUCAGUAAAGCUUCAUGUUCAGCUUUCAGUGGCGUUUAAAGAGGACACUCAUGUGGCUGCUGGAACAAAGACACUAACAUUUAUAACCAGUUAAACUGCUUUAAUAAAGUCUUUGUAAAAGUGCUUUUGCAGAAAAUAUUAUUUCAUGCACAAAACAAAUAUGUUGCACUUCACUUAAGAUAUACAACACAACAUUUUGAGUCAACACAACUAGAUGAGUAAAUCACAAAACAUCAGAAAACUCAAGAUAUGAGUAAGAUAAGACAACACAACACUCUGUGUCCUAAACUAUUGAUCGGAAAAAACAAAAAAUACACAGAAAAGUCAUGGAAACAAAUAACUCUAGAAAAAUUCUGAAGCAAAUGACAAAAACUUUAAGCCAAAGUGCUUUAAAAAUGACUUUUUUGAUGUUGUUUUCUGAAGUAUCUUAUAUUUGUGUCAUUGUGGUGCUCUUGUUGUCUUUUAAUUUGUGUUGAUUUGCAACUUUGGUGUCAAAAAGGAUUAAAUUAAACUGCCAGAAUAGCUUUCACAUGUAACCAAAGACCAGGAUGAAAAACCAAGUAAACACUAUCUUACGUUGUGUUUAUAUUUUUAAAUAAUGCAUGUUAUGCGUUGAUGUGACCCUGCAUUUUUUUCUGCUUACGCAAAAAGAAAGAAAAUCUGUUUAUGUUGUUCUUAUGAAGAGACAAUCCUCUAAUUAAUGUUAUGUUAUUCAUUUUUUUAGAUAAUUUCCUGUAUUACUUUGUUGAAGAGCAGCUAAAACGUAAUGCUUGGAGGUCAUCUUUCUAUCCAGUGUAUGCAUUGAAACGCUGUUAUUUUAGUUGACACUAUUUACAUUAAUGCUAUGCCAGCUUUUGCUUCCAUGGUUAUUUUUAUUUACAUCAAAUAGAAAUAUCUGUAUGAAGAAUGUUGAUUAUAAUAAAAGUCAGUACAACAAUCA
This is a messenger RNA of Oryzias melastigma (Indian medaka), 2620 nucleotides long. RefSeq names its product myeloid-associated differentiation marker homolog (gene myadmb). Gene Ontology annotation, cellular component: membrane. The transcript is spliced from 2 exons. Bases 475 to 1356 code for a protein of 293 amino acids. The record is from RefSeq and is a predicted model, not a curated record. NCBI's taxonomy places the organism in Eukaryota, Metazoa, Chordata, Actinopteri, Beloniformes, Adrianichthyidae.